GAAAUCAUCGGCCUACCUUCAGAUUACACGAAGGAAGAGGUCAAGAUCCUCGAAAUCGAGGUGUUCGCCCGCGGUGAGCUGGCCAUGCGCACUGCUGAUUGUUUCGAUGAUCUUGCCCAUGUACAAAGCGCUGUCGAGUAUCGUGCGUCUUUCUUGCGCGAGAAGAAGACCGCCGGGAAGCAAGGGCAGAAAGCAGGUACGCGUUUCCAGACCGAACUCCAGAGGAGCGGUCACUACGCUUAUCGUCUGGCCGAACGCUACAACGACAACUUCCAACGCGUGUCGGCACUGCGCAAAAUUCUCGACCACAAACCAGACCAAGACUCAUCGGAAGGUCGUCUGCGCGCGAUCGACUUGAAGACCGAUCUGACCCUCUCCGACCUUACCUCGCGUCAACCAGGCAACACACGACGGUACUCCUCUUGGGUUUGG
This is a messenger RNA of Epithele typhae, 432 nucleotides long. RefSeq lists its product as uncharacterized. NCBI's taxonomy places the organism in Eukaryota, Fungi, Basidiomycota, Agaricomycetes, Polyporales, Epitheliaceae. The record is from RefSeq and is a predicted model, not a curated record. The annotation marks the transcript as partial. The transcript has a single exon.